CAUGCAAGUUGAAGGUGCACCCGCGCCAGGUCUCAUCGAUUCGUCAAGAAGCUCUCAGUUCGCGACUUUCCAACCAUCUUCAACCGCCAAAUCAACUUUCCACUUCAUCACCCUCCACACGGCCGCGUCACCAUCUUUUGUCAACACGGGAUAGCGACCGAUAUCAAUACCAUUGACAAAACGUAUCAUAUCGCUCCCGCGAACAACAAGCCAUCAGCCAUGGCGACCGACUCGCGCAAGAGACCUGUGGAUGCAGAGGGAGCGCAACCGUCACAACCCAAACGACCAAAGACCAACACAUCAAUACGAACAAUUCUCGCAGUUGACGCGAUCGGAAAUUCAUCAAAGGCAACGACAGCACCCACUCCCGACGGGCUGGCCAAGAAUGGUCUGAGGCGGAGCAUCGCGCUGGCGCUGGAGACGGUUGGCUUCGACGGUGCCACGCCCGAAGCAAUAGAGAGCUUUACCGUAAUGACGGAGACGUACCUCCAUUCGUUAACCGAAGAAGUCAAGGUCUUUGCAAACGCCGCGCGCCGCUCCUACCCGAUACCCAAGGACUUCGAAAACACGUUGAAGCGUUUCAACCUCACACCCACAGCUCUCUACUCGCACAGAAAACCCCCGAUACCGAAGAAGCAGCGACAGCCAGUAUGGGAGGAUCUCCCUCUAGACGCCGCCAUCCCCACCGACCUUCCCGUCCUCGAUCCCGAACUCGACGGCGCCGCAGACAAGGCAGCCAAGAACUACAUCCCCAGCUCAUUCCCUUCCUUCCCCAGCGUGCACACCUACAAGUACACGCCCGAAAGCGUUGAAGCCGCCACCACCGCACAGCACAGCAUCAUGACCGACACACAAGCCACCGUCACCAUGACCCAGACCCAAACGAUGGUCGAGUCCCAGGCAGCAGCAGCAACAGCAGCAGUAGCAGCCCAGCAAUCUCAAUUACCCACCAAGAUUCCCCAACGACCACUGGCACCCGACGAGAUCCCCCGCGGCGAUCCUAAGAAGAUCCGCGAAGCCGCCGCUAAGGAAGCCAAGGCCGGAGAGCAGGCGCUGCGCCGUCUCAUGCGCGCCAGCAAGAUCGCGAAGCAAAAGGACGUGUCAGCCACGGCGCAGCGGGACCCAUCUCGCAGGGAGCGGUACGCGCUGUGGGAGGCGGCGAUGCGCGAGCUGGUGGAGGACGACACCAAGGCGAAAGGCAGGGAGGUGGCGCCCGCGUCUAUGCAUAGUCAGCAGGGCCGGGUGGAAAUUGCGGACCACAGCAUGAUUGUGAAUGCGGAGAAGGGGUAUUAUCGGAAGGAGGUGGCUAGGCCGGGGGUGAGGAAGCUGGCAGGGGAGUUGGCGGGCAAGUAAGGCGUGUGAUCUCUCUCGGCAGAUCAAGGAUGAAGGAAGUCGCAGAGAUCAAGGUCGGCUUUGAUAAUGGCCCUGGUUUUGCGAGAAGAAUGCACAUGGAGGCUGGAAAGAAUGGCAUGUGGAAAGAAAGGCGAAGUAAGCGGUCACAACCUGUGUCAUGCUCAUGGUUCUAUGGCUAUGAAGAUGGCAUACAGCUAUUAUUGCUUGAUCAAAUAGGCAUGGGGAGUUAUGGGGUUAGCGCAUUAUUCGGAGCAUUAGCAUUUGUCGUCAUUCUCGAGUUUAUACAAGAUACCCAUACAGAUAUAAAGAUAGACGGACAGUGGUCUAUACAGCGGAUGUUGAGUGGUUCCCAUAAUACAUCAUUGUGUACUGUGUAGAACUUGAUGUACUGUUCUUCCACCAACAGAACUUCGA
Messenger RNA from Neurospora hispaniola, 1767 nucleotides. Its product is annotated as Bromodomain associated-domain-containing protein. Bases 220 to 1353 code for a protein of 377 amino acids. Gene Ontology annotation, biological process: transcription initiation at RNA polymerase II promoter. Gene Ontology annotation, molecular function: protein heterodimerization activity. The transcript has 2 exons. The record is from RefSeq and is a predicted model, not a curated record. Gene Ontology annotation, cellular component: transcription factor TFIID complex. NCBI's taxonomy places the organism in Eukaryota, Fungi, Ascomycota, Sordariomycetes, Sordariales, Sordariaceae.